AUGGCAACAACCAAAUAUGUCACAUUAACAGUAUAUAAUUGGUUAAUGAAAAGGCAAAAAGAGGAAGAGGCGAGAAAAUUAGUUUAAAGGCUGCUAAUAUUAAUUAUGCUAAUUGCAAUGCUUGGUUAGAUGGUUAUACAGGAGCAAGUAGUGCAUGUGAAGUAAUUCUUCAUCUUGAAUUAGUUCAUACACUGA
Messenger RNA from Paramecium sonneborni, 195 nucleotides. The record is from the annotation of a GenBank genome assembly. Lineage: Eukaryota; Ciliophora; Oligohymenophorea; Peniculida; Parameciidae.